Messenger RNA from Macrosiphum euphorbiae (potato aphid), 1041 nucleotides. The record is from the annotation of a GenBank genome assembly. Lineage: Eukaryota; Metazoa; Arthropoda; Insecta; Hemiptera; Aphididae.
AUGCCUCCAUGUUUAGCUCAUGAUCUUUUCGAAGGAAUUGUACAAUACGAUUUAUAUUUAGCCUUGGCAUACUUUGAAAAAGUAUAUAAGCUAAAAAAAGAAAUCAUAAACCGCAAAAUAGAUAAUUUUGCAUUUUUAUUAAUUGAAAAAUUAGAUAAACCAUCAAGAGUUCCUAUUAAAGGCUAUAAUAUAGGCGGACAUGCUGUUCAAAAUUGGGUAUUUUUAAGGUUUAUUCCCUUAAUUAUUGGUGAUAAGAUCAAUAGAAAAGAUGAUGUCUGGAAAAUGAUAACAAUACUUAUUCAAGUUGUAGGGAUAAUAUGUUCUCCAUCAAUAUGUAAUGAGCUAUUAUUUCAUUUAGACAGUCUAAUAAAGAAAUACCUUAGUAUUAGAGUAAAAUGUUUUGAAGUUACUCUUCGUCCAAAACAUCAUUACUUGGAACACUAUCCACAACUUAUACAAGUUUUUGGGCCACUUAUAUGCGUUAACACGUUGUCAUUUGAACACAAACAUGUGUUUUAUAAAAAUUUUGUUCGGACAUCAAGAAAUUUUAAGAAUGUGACCAAAUCCAUCAGUACAAAGCAUCAAUACUACCAAAGUGCAUUGACAAAAAACGAAAUGUUUUACAACAGUCCGGUCAUACAGUCUGCUAAUACUCUCGAGGAAUUUACUUAUGACAAUAAUAUAAUGAAAUGCCUCGUAUCUAUAUUUUCUGUUGAUGAGUUAAAUUCGUUGCAUUUUGGAACAGAAGUUAUUUACCGUGGAACUCAAUAUUGUGAAGAUCAAUGCAUUGUUAUUGGCUCUAAGACAAAUUUAGAUAUUUGCAAACUUAAACUUUUUUGCAUUAAAAGUAAAAAAGUUUAUGCAAUAGGGAUUCAAUGUGAUGGCAUCAUUGACGAUGAUUUUCAAAUAUAUGUAUUAAGUGUCAGUGAUAACUAUAUUAUUAUUAUUACACUUUCAAAUCUAAAUGAUUACACAUCAUAUUCAAUAAACACACAUAAAGAUCGUCCUGUAAUAGUAUUAAAACAUAUAAUCAAUUUAUAA